CCUGCUCCUGCCCGUCUUUUUCCUAAGCUUCUCAGAGGGAGGAGCUCUGUGCGUAUUGCAGCUACGACAUCGUCACCAUCACCGCUAUCCCUACGCUACAGCAUGUCAACGCAGGUAUCAGCAGCGCUCCGGCGGCAGGCAGUGAAGGCAGCCAGGACACGCGAUCAGAAGCUGCGCCACGCUAUCUCGCUCUACCACCUCAGCCCAUCCUUCUACCCAACGAGCGCCGCCUCUAGCUCUGCUUCUACAUCCACUUCCGCCUCCCCCUCUGCUCAAUCAGGCAUCGACGAUGCCAUCGACCAGACGCUGCACUACGAUAUCUGGGGGUCCAAAGACAAUCAACGAGACGCAGGGGCAAAGGAGAGCGUACCCACCUUCUACGAUGGUGACUACCUCGUUGCCCGACUAAACCAGGUGACACAGGCAGGUCCCCGGGAUGGAUCUCACGAGGAGCCUACUGUCAGUCCUCUUCUCGAUUGGACAAGCUACGAGGCCGGCUCUAUGACUCGAGGCUCACUAGCGCCACAGAAGUCGCCCCGAGAAUUUGCCUACGACCAGCUCAGGCGGUCAUUCCUGUCCGACGGAGCCGGUGUUACAAAGUUGCCCAAGUCACCAAGGCCAGAACUGAGGUCAGAUGAGCCAGAGCAGACACAUAUUCAGCCGGGCGCAUCUGCGGCUGUGCUCAGGAGUCAGUUGGAUGAGAGGAGCGCAAGGAUCAGGGACGCGCUCUUUGGCACUGUAGGAGCAGGAGCAAAGGCCGGACUGGAGGUGGUGCGGGAGAGGAGUGCAAAACACAGGCAACAAGAGUAACGAAUCUUCGACUGAAUACUGGACGACGGUAGAGAAUUGUCAUUGGUGAG
Molecule: messenger RNA, 860 nt
Organism: Microstroma glucosiphilum
Lineage: Eukaryota; Fungi; Basidiomycota; Exobasidiomycetes; Microstromatales; Microstromataceae
Exons: 1
Coding region: 103-810 (235 amino acids)
Source: RefSeq, a predicted model, not a curated record